Messenger RNA from Populus euphratica (Euphrates poplar), 2624 nucleotides. Its product is annotated as pentatricopeptide repeat-containing protein At5g38730-like. Gene Ontology annotation, molecular function: protein binding; mRNA binding. The record is from RefSeq and is a predicted model, not a curated record. Bases 74 to 1855 code for a protein of 593 amino acids. Lineage: Eukaryota; Viridiplantae; Streptophyta; Magnoliopsida; Malpighiales; Salicaceae. The transcript is spliced from 2 exons.
UUUUUUUCUGUACAGAACCAGAAAAUCAAAGCACUUUGCAGAUUGUCAGAGUGAGUGAGAAAACCCCAUAAAAAUGGCAACUUUGACUUCUAUAAGCAAUGAAACCCAGUUACUUAUUCAAAGUAUUUGUGCAUCCGUGAUAAAGGGUAGCUGGAACAAUCUUUUGAGACCCAAAUUUGGCUCUAACGAUUACCAUCUCAUUACAACAACAGCAACAGUUGGUCAGGUACUUUUGCAACUCUCUUUAUAUGACCAAAGUCCUUGUCUUUCAUGGGCUUUCUUUAAAUGGAUUGAAUCUUCUGUUCCUAACUAUAAACACUCAUUGCAAUCUUCAUGGACUAUGCUUUAUGUUUUGACAAAGCAUAAGCAUUUCAAGACUGCUCAUGAUUUUCUUGAAAAUAUUGCUUUCAAGGACUUCUUGUCAACUCAAUCUGUUUUGAGUUCAUUGGUGAAAAUUCAUGAUGACCCAGAUGUGAAUUCUCAUGUUUUGAGUUGGCUUGUGAUAGUUUAUGGGAAUUCCAAGAUGACCCACGAGGCUAUUCAGGUUUUUGAGCACAUGAGAGUGAAUGGGUUUAGGCCCCAUUUACAUGCUUGUACUGUGCUAUUGAAUUCGUUGGCUAAGGACAGGUUGACGGAUACAGUGUGGAAAAUUUAUAAGAAGAUGGUUAAACUAGGGGUUGUAUCUAAUAUUCAUGUGUAUAAUGUGUUGCUUCAUGCUUGUUGUAAGUCUGGGGAUGUGGAGAAGGCAGAGAAGGUUUUGAGUGAAAUGGAAUUGAAGUGUGUUUUUCCGGAUCUUUUCACGUACAAUACGUUAAUCUCGUUGUACUGUAAAAAGGGAAUGCAUUAUGAAGCCUUAUGUGCUCAAGAUAGGAUGGAAAUGGCUGGAAUUAGUCCUGACAUUGUUACUUACAAUGCACUUAUUUAUGGGUUUUGUAGAGAAGGUAGAAUGAGAGAGGCUGUGCAGCUUUUUAGGGAUAUCAAGGAUGUUACUCCUAACCAUGUGACUUAUACUAGUUUGAUUGAUGGCUAUUGUAGAGUAAAUGACCUUGAUGAAGCUUUGAGAUUGAAGGAGGUGAUGUCGGAAAAGGGGCUGUAUCCAAAUAUCAUUACUUACAAUUCAAUUCUGCGCAAGUUGUGUGAGGGAGGCAGGUUAAGAGAUGCAAAUAUAAUGUUGAAUGAGAUGAGUGAGAGGAAAAUUGAACCAGAUAAUGUCACUUGUAACACGUUGAUUAAUGCCUACUGCAAGAUAGGUGAUAUGCGAUCUGCUUUAAAAGUGAAGGACAAGAUGGUGGGGGCCGGGUUAAAGCUAGACCAGUUUACUUACAAGGCAUUGAUCCAUGGAUUCUGCAAGGCAAAAGAGAUUGUUAAGGCUAAAGAGCUCUUGUUUGGUAUGAUGGAUGCAGGAUUUUCUCCUAGUUAUUGCACCUACUCAUGGCUUGUAGAUAGUUAUUGCAAGCAACAAAAUGAAGAGGCAGUCAUCAAACUUCCAGAUGAGUUGGUGAGAAGAGGUUUGUGUGUUGAUGUAUCAGUAUACAGGGCGCUAAUAAGGAGGUUUUGUAAAAUAGAAAAGAUUGAUUGUGCUCAAAGAGUACUUGGUCUUAUGAAAGAUAAGGGUAUAUUUGGAGAUAGUGUCGUAUACACAAGUUUGGCGUAUGGUUACUGGAAAGUUGGAAAAGUCAAUGUUACUUCAGAUAUUUUAGAUGAAAUGUACAAGAGAAGGCUGAUGAUCACUCUCAAAAUUUAUAGAUCUUUUAAUGCCUCUUAUGCCAGUGACAGCAGCAUCUUAAGUCUCUUCUGGAAUCAUGUGCUUGAGAGGCGCCUAAUGUCAAAGAACAUAUUAAAAGACAUGCAGUAGACGAAAAAAUUUGGGCUCUUAAUGGAAUGCUGGAAUUGACUGCAGUUACCAAUUUGAACUUCAAAUGCCUUGCACUGACUCCUUUGUCAUUUCAGGCCAUAACAGUGCAUGUUGAUUGGGCUAACAAGUAAAAUGAUUCGAACAAGCAUUCUUGCAGGCCAUUAUCAGAGUUAUUCUGUAACCUUAUAUAUGUUUGAAGCUUCAUGUAGAUUUGCAGAAGUGGUUUGAUUCUGUAGAAGAAAUACACUAGCCCCUUUCAUGGUUUUGCUAGACAGCUGUUUCUCUCAGAACAUAACAUGAGCUUUUCUUAACUCAGUUCUCUUUAUGGAUGGAACUAAGCAAGUUGGGGUCAGAUACAGGUGAGACUUAGACUGACUUGUUAAAUGUGAUCUCAAUAGUUAAAUGAAAAUGGGAACAUAAUUUUGCUAGUCUCUUUCUUAUUUGGGAAGUAAAACUCAAGGCAAAAGGUCUCACUAGACAAACAAAGGGUAUCUUUAACAUUGAAAUAAUUUUAGACAGUGGAUUAAGCACUUAUAGAACCACUAGUUUUAUGUACAUAUGCAUCCUUGAAUAUUUUAUUGCGAGAAAUUUACUUUGGUAAAAGCAAUUAAUAAGCACUUGGAUGCACUGACUUGUAAAUUACUCAAUGCUUUGUAGAUGUUCAUCUUUUCAUAUUGAGUUGAUUAUAUAUUAAUUAAUCUUGGAUAUAUUUAUGUAUGUCUGAUUUGAUAUUAAGAUUAAUAUGCUUCUUUUGAUGUAAAGAAGUAAA